AUGCCUACUCCGUCCUCGCCAGGUCCUCAACCUCCCUACACGAUUGCCGCAACAUGUCCAGACCCCGACGAACAACAGACCGCAGAGCACCACUCCACUAAUUGGCAUACCCGUUCUGAUGCAUACAUUUCUACCCACGACGUCAGCAGACGUGCUGCGCGACACUCGAGUCUCGAACAGGACGUUGACACAUCCCCGAGCUCUACGAGAAGCCCUCUUGACCCUCAGUCUCUAAGCAGUGAUGGACCCACCAUCGACAUGGCAGCGACUAGUCCCUCCACUGCCGAUACCCAAAGCCGCAACGACCAGCACCCAAUGGCAGAAACCGACGACGAACGAACAGACUCCCCGUACGACGUCACAUCGUCAGAGUCCCUCCACAUUUCGAGGCCACGGCAUGGUGUGGGCACGGGCACGUCGUCAAGGCCUGACAUCGAUAUGCACAACCCUACAGACCUUAAUCAUGGGACGGAAGAGGAAUACGCUCUGCCCAGCAUGGGAUUUGAAUUCCCCUCCAAAAGGAUAAUACCCGCCUCGCCGUCAACAUACCUACGAGCAGGCAGCCGCUUCACCGGGACACAGCAGUCCGAGAGGCAGGUCUACGAGGUUCAGGUUGAGAUCAAGUACGUUGAUUUGCGGGAAUCGUCCCUCUGCGGGUACCUCCGUAUCCAAGGGCUAACCGAUGAUCAUCCCACGCUUACAACGUACUUCGAGGGGGAGAUCAUUGGGAACAAGUACGGCUUCAUGACAAAACACGAGAGCUGGGGCGCCAACGAUAAGACCGACCUGUCCCACUGGGCUAAGUUCCCUGCCUUCCGACCAUACUCCAAGCAGGCACGUAGGGGCUCUGCAGUUGUGAUAAAGGACAUUGCCCAGAGCGAGCAUAUCUUCAUGCGCUGGAAAGAGCAUUUCCUCGUCCCCGAUCACAGAGUGCGAACCAUUAGUGGCGCGAGCUUCGAGGGAUUUUACUACAUCUGCUUUAAUCAAGUCCAGGGGGAGAUCAAUGGCAUUUAUUUCCACAGCAAGAGCGAGAGAUUCCAGCAACUUGAAUUGAAACACGUUGAGGAUAAGGGUUGCUACAGUGCACUGGAGUUCCGGUAA
Messenger RNA from Diaporthe citri, 1101 nucleotides. RefSeq lists its product as uncharacterized. Lineage: Eukaryota; Fungi; Ascomycota; Sordariomycetes; Diaporthales; Diaporthaceae. The coding region runs from base 1 to 1101 and encodes 366 amino acids. Gene Ontology annotation, biological process: protein catabolic process in the vacuole; proteasome-mediated ubiquitin-dependent protein catabolic process; protein targeting to vacuole. The transcript has 4 exons. Gene Ontology annotation, cellular component: extrinsic component of membrane; GID complex. The record is from RefSeq and is a predicted model, not a curated record.